AACAUUUUAUUUUAUUUUGAAGAGAAUAACUUUACAGUGAUCCUGGUUCCGGUUUCAGCAAAGUCAGUAAAUAUGGACGAUUACCAGAUGGAAGAGAAGACCGCGUUCAUCGUCGAAGAAGUGAGCAAAAUCAUGAAGGAUUCUGUAGAAACGGCGAUCGGAGAAAACUCCUACAAGCACAGCAGAGUGAACCAGUGGACCACCAGCGUGGUGGAGCAGUGCCUGAUUCAGCUCAGCAAACUGGGAAAGCCAUUCAAGUACAUCGUGAACUGCAUCAUCAUGCAGAAGAAUGGAGCAGGGCUGCAAACCGCCAGCACCUGCUUCUGGGACAACAACACUGAUGGAAGCUGUACUGUGAGAUGGGAAAACGAGUCCAUGUACGUCAUCGUCAGUGUUUUUGGCCUGGCCAUCUAAAGCCACAACAAGCAGCAUUAGAAAUCUGUUGAAUUUUAGCCAAAUGUUUUUAGAAAAUGUUAUAUUUAUAUGUUGAGUGCAAUUAAAACACAAACCUGUGUGUA
This is a messenger RNA of Girardinichthys multiradiatus, 518 nucleotides long. RefSeq names its product dynein light chain Tctex-type 1b (gene dynlt1b). Gene Ontology annotation, cellular component: cytoplasmic dynein complex; cytoplasm. The record is from RefSeq and is a predicted model, not a curated record. Gene Ontology annotation, biological process: microtubule-based movement. Lineage: Eukaryota; Metazoa; Chordata; Actinopteri; Cyprinodontiformes; Goodeidae. The coding region runs from base 73 to 414 and encodes 113 amino acids. The transcript has 5 exons. Gene Ontology annotation, molecular function: dynein intermediate chain binding.